This is a messenger RNA of Knipowitschia caucasica, 393 nucleotides long. NCBI's taxonomy places the organism in Eukaryota, Metazoa, Chordata, Actinopteri, Gobiiformes, Gobiidae. The record is from the annotation of a GenBank genome assembly.
AUGGCUUCAGCGCAGAGACUGGUCCUGAGUCUGCUCUGCCUCCUGCCCCGCGCGUCUCCUCAGCGUCUCCUCUGCGUCUCCUCAGCGUCUCCUCGGCGUCUCCUUAGCGUCUCCUCUGCGUCUCCUCGGCGUCUCCUCAGCGUCUCCUCUGCGUCUCCUCAGCGUCUCCUCGGCGUCUCCUUAGCGUCUCCUCAGCGUCUCCUCUGCGUCUCCUCAGCGUCUCCUCAGCGUCUCCUCAGCGUCUCCUCUGCGUCUCCUCAGCGUCUCCUCGGCGUCUCCUCUGCGUCUCCUCAGCGUCUCCUCGGCGUCUCCUCAGCGUCUUCUCGGCGUCUCCUCUGCGUCUCCUCAGCGUCUCUUAGGCGUCUCCUCAGAGUGACAUGUGCUGAACAUUAG